AUGGUCUUCGGCUUCUGGUCAGCCCCGUCUUGGCAGCGGCUUGCCCAUGACAAGGCACAAAGCACCUUGUCUAAGAUCCAACCUGAAUGGAGGCUGCCCAAGGCGGCGCUAGACGAAGCCAAGCGUCGGCCCGACAUUACCGGCGAAUUCAUUCAGAAUCUCUUGACGGAAAAUGAUGUUGCAAUAACAGAGAUGGAGGCCAGCGAGUUGAUCAGCAAAAUGGCCCAAAAGGAACUCUCGGCCGAGUCCGUGGCCACAGCUUUUUGCAAGAGGGCCGCCUUCGCUCAUCAGUUGAACAACUGUCUACACGAAAUCUUCUUCGAUCAAGCCAUCGAGCGGGCCCGUAAGCUCGACCAUCACUUGGAAAAAACCGGAGCUCCUGUUGGUCCCUUGCAUGGCCUUCCCAUCUCUCUCAAGGAUCAGUUCCACGUGAAGGGUGUGGAAACAACUAUGGGCUACGUAGGAUGGAUAGGCACCUUUGAGGGCAAGAAGGACACUAAGAAGGAGAUGAACACCAAUAGUGCCAUUGUAGAUGACUUGAUCUCCCUGGGUGCCGUUUUAUACUGCAAGCUUGGCGAGACGCAUAACAACAUUGUUGGCCACACCAUGAAUCCCAAUGUCCAGCAGCUAUCAUGCGGUGGUUCCUCUGGCGGCGAAGGAGCGCUGCAGGCACUGCGGGGUAGUGUUCUGGGAUUAGGCACAGACAUCGGCAAGUUUGCUCCCAACAAUCAAAUGAUGCAUUACGUGCUUACUAUAGUCCCAGGUGGCUCUGUGAGAAUUCCGUCCUCAUUCUGUGGCACAAUGGCCAUCAAGCCAUCCGCCUCCCGGUUCUCAUACAAAGAUGUAGCCAAUAGCAUGCCUGGACAGCUCGGUGUUCCUUCCGCCAUUGGCUUCAUGAGCACCUCGUUUUCCUCUCUGCGGUUGAUCAUGAAGUCAAUUAUUGCUACUGAACCAUGGCUAAGAGACCCCUCACUCUGCCCGUUGCCGUGGAGGAACGAGCAGGAGUUGACUCUGUCUAGUGCACCUGAGCUUUGUUUUGGGCUUGUCAAUUGUGACGGCAUGGUAUCUCCCCAUCCUCCUGUUGCGAGAGCCAUUUCCAUUCUCAAAACGGCUCUGGAAAGGGCGGGCCAUACGACUAUCCCAUGGAGCCCUGAACCCAAUCACGAAACUGGGACGACCAUUCAUGGAAAUUUUAUAGAGAGCGAUGGUGGAGCAGAUAUCUUUAACCAAUUGAAGCUAUCAGGGGAGCCACUCAUCCCGGAAAAGGCGAAGGACAUGGGUAACAGGCCUCGCAAACCGAUGAGCCUCUUAGAAUAUCAGGAGCUAGGGAUUCAGCUGAAGUCGUAUCGAGAAUCGUACCAAGCAUACUGGAAUUCUACCGCCGCGAUCACGAAGACUGGUAAGAAGCCUCCCUCUUCAGAUUUGCGAACAGGCCCAUCAUUUACGCUAUCACCAGGCCGCCCGGUCGACGCCAUCAUCAUGCCGGUCUCACCACAUGCGGCCGUCAUUCCCGGGAAAUACUAUCAUUACGCAUACACCGAAAUCGUGAACCUCCUUGAUUACACAAGCGUCACAAUACCGGUGACCAGAGCCAGCAAAACGAUCGAUUUAGUAGACGAAAAGUACGAGCCGCUAAAUGAGACGGACUGCCUCAACUGGAAAGCAUGCAAGUCACCCACCUAUGACCCGGAUUCAUACGAUGGUGCCCCUGUUGGACUACAAAUUGUAGGACAAAGAUUUCAGGAAGAGUACAUUCUUUCCAUUGCAGAAAUACUUGAGGCCGCUUUGCAGGUAUCCGGAGACGAUAAAAAUUAG
Messenger RNA from Clonostachys rhizophaga, 1815 nucleotides. NCBI's taxonomy places the organism in Eukaryota, Fungi, Ascomycota, Sordariomycetes, Hypocreales, Bionectriaceae. The record is from the annotation of a GenBank genome assembly.